Messenger RNA from Otolemur garnettii (small-eared galago), 475 nucleotides. RefSeq names its product vasoactive intestinal peptide (gene VIP). The record is from RefSeq and is a predicted model, not a curated record. Lineage: Eukaryota; Metazoa; Chordata; Mammalia; Primates; Galagidae. The coding region runs from base 5 to 475 and encodes 156 amino acids. Gene Ontology annotation, biological process: epinephrine secretion; positive regulation of endothelial cell proliferation; adenylate cyclase-activating G protein-coupled receptor signaling pathway. Gene Ontology annotation, cellular component: neuron projection; extracellular region; perikaryon. The transcript has 4 exons. Gene Ontology annotation, molecular function: peptide hormone receptor binding; neuropeptide hormone activity.
AGACAUGGAAACCAGAAAUAAGCCCCAGCUCCUUGUGCUGCUGGCACUUUUCUGUGUGCUCUUCUCCCAGACACGGGCAAAUCCUCUCCUCGCAAUGCCUCCUUCUCUGAGGUUGGGGGAUGGAAUAACAUUUCAAGAAGCAAAUGAACCUGAUCAAGUUUCAUUAAGAACAGAUGCUGACAUCGUGCAAACUAUGUUAGCUGAAAACGACACACCCUAUUAUGAUGUAUCCAGAAAUGCCAGACAUGCUGAUGGAGUUUUCACCAGUGACUAUAGCAGACUCCUGGGUCAAAUUUCUGCCAAAAAGUAUCUGGAGUCUCUUAUUGGAAAACGAGUUAGCAGUAACAUCUCAGAAGACCCUGUCCUAAUGAAACGUCACUCAGAUGCAAUCUUCACUGAUAACUAUACUCGUCUUAGAAAAAAAAUAGCUGCAAUGAAAUACUUGAACUCAAUUCUGAAUGGAAAGAGGAGGUAA